This is a messenger RNA of Euleptes europaea (tarantolino), 1482 nucleotides long. Its product is annotated as cytochrome P450 2J2-like. Gene Ontology annotation, cellular component: intracellular membrane-bounded organelle; cytoplasm. NCBI's taxonomy places the organism in Eukaryota, Metazoa, Chordata, Lepidosauria, Squamata, Sphaerodactylidae. Gene Ontology annotation, biological process: arachidonate metabolic process; xenobiotic metabolic process. Gene Ontology annotation, molecular function: iron ion binding; oxidoreductase activity, acting on paired donors, with incorporation or reduction of molecular oxygen, reduced flavin or flavoprotein as one donor, and incorporation of one atom of oxygen; heme binding. Bases 1 to 1482 code for a protein of 493 amino acids. The transcript is spliced from 9 exons. The record is from RefSeq and is a predicted model, not a curated record.
AUGUGGAUACGGGCAAUAUUGGUUGUUGUGCUGGUGUGUCUCCUGAUUCUACAAUUUCUGAAACUGCUCCAGGCAUACAAGAAGUACCCUCCUGGGCCUUCUAUGCUUAAGACUGCUGCACAACUAGUGCGCUCUGGAUUCAGAAUUCGUCCUGAUCUUCUCAUGGAGAUAGCAAAGAAACAUGGACACAUUUUCACUAUAUGGGGAGGGCAUCAGCCUAUGGUAAUAGUGUCUGGAUUCCAAGCCGUCAAAGAAGCUCUAAUAAAGCAUUCAGAAAUAUUCUCUGGGAGACCAGUGACCCCUUUCUUUAAAGCUGUAGCAAAGGAAAAGGGUAUUGUAUUCUCAAAUGGUCAUACCUGGAAGCAACAAAGGAAGUUUGGGAUAUCUGCUAUGCGGAAGCUGGGAAUGGGGAAGAAAGGUGUGCAGAACCAAAUAGAAGAGGAGGCCAAUCAGCUUGUCGAGACUUUUGCACAUGCAAAGGGGCAGCCAAUUGACCCUUCAUUACCCAUCAUUAAUUCGGUCUGCAAUGUGAUAUGUGCUCUGGUCUUUGGACAUCGUUAUUCUGUUGAUGAUGAAGAAUUCCUCAAGCUGAUUAAAUCAAUUGAAUAUAGUGUAACAUUUGGAGGUACAUUCUUUCACCUUCUAUAUGAAGGGAUCCCAUGGAUCAUGAAACAUAUCAAAUGGCCAUACAAGAAGGCAUUUUCCGCUGUAGAUGUUGUGCUUUCACACGCAAGGAAAGAGACAGAAAAGCACAGGGCACAACCGGCAUCAUAUGAGCCACAAGAUUUCAUCGAUUACUAUCUACUUCAGAUGGAGAAAAACAAGAAUGACCCUACUUCUACAUACGAUGAUGAAAACCUGAUUCAGUGUAUUUCUGACUUCUUUGUUGCUGGGACAGACACAACCAGUACCACUCUGCAAUGGGGACUGCUUCUUAUGGUGACUCAUCCAGAUAUCCAAGAGAAAGCCCAGAAGGAGCUAGAAGAUGCUUUUGGUUCCUCGCAAUCAAUUAGCUAUCAAGAUCGGAAGAAAGUGCCCUACACACUUGCUCUGAUUCAUGAGAUCCAGCGUUUCAAAUGUAUCUUAUUAGCUGGGAACCCUAGAGAGAGUUUGGAGGAUGUGACCAUUCUUGGUUCUUUCAUUCCAAAGGGUUCCACGGUUGUUCCAGAUGUACAUUCAGUUCUUUAUGAUCCCAAGCUAUGGGAGACCCCUCGGAAGUUCAACCCAAAUCAUUUUUUGGACAAGGAUGGAAAAUUUGUGGAUAGAGAAGAACUUUUGAUCUUUGGUGCAGGAGCCCGUGUGUGUCCAGGGAAAGACAUGGCGAGGAUCGAGCUCUUCCUCUUCUUCACCAACCUGCUGAGAGCAUUCACCUUCAAGCUGCCAGAAGGAGUGGAAGAAGUCAACACAGAGCCUGUACUAGGCUUGACAAUGGCUCCUCACCAUUAUAAACUUUGUGCUGUUCCCCGCUGCAGUGAAUCGUGA